AUGGAGCCCUCAUCUAACGCACACCCCACACCGGUGGUCGGAGAAGACCAAAGCCAGCCUGGCCACUGGGCACAAAGUGCCCUCCACAACCCGUGGACUCGUGGGCGCCGUGUUCGUGAACAACCGGAUACCUUGCUUCACGAACUCCAAAGCCGCCUUCUUUGCCGUGAGCCAGGUAUACGCAUUCCAAGACAAGGGGACGAGUUCUACUAUACUGUUGGUACUAAGACCACCAAUAUUGAAGCUUUACUGGUGCAAUCAACCGGGUAUAAGAUGCCCGUUGAAGAAGAAUGCGAUGCUUGUCAACGUUCACAAGGGCCGUUUACUUCCUGCGUUAUUGCAACCGGGCUUCAACACCUGCUAUCCUGCGCCAAUUGCCAUUGGGGGAAACGAAAACACUGCAGCUUUGUCACCCGACCCCCUAUCACGGUUGCAGCGAUGAGCCAACCUGGUCCGCCUAUAUCACCCACCACCUUCGCAGAAAUCGAGGCGGCACUUGAAAAGGAAAUCCAUACGAGGGACUCAGUGAUGGCCGUGCUUCGCGGCCAUGAUCAACGGAUCUAA
Penicillium nucicola is the source of this 564-nucleotide messenger RNA. RefSeq names its product DUF3716 domain-containing protein. The transcript has a single exon. Bases 1 to 564 code for a protein of 187 amino acids. The record is from RefSeq and is a predicted model, not a curated record. NCBI's taxonomy places the organism in Eukaryota, Fungi, Ascomycota, Eurotiomycetes, Eurotiales, Aspergillaceae.